Molecule: messenger RNA, 1659 nt
Organism: Phalacrocorax carbo (great cormorant)
Lineage: Eukaryota; Metazoa; Chordata; Aves; Suliformes; Phalacrocoracidae
Source: RefSeq, a predicted model, not a curated record
GCCGGCCGUGGCGCCGCUCUCGUCUCCCGUCUCUGUAGCCAGAGCCGCUCUACCCCGCUUCCUGUCCGGGCCGCCUCCCCUGUCAGGGCGGUGGGCGGAAGCGGGCGGCGCGGGCAUGGCGGCCGUGGAUAUCCGAGAUAAUCUCUUGGGAAUUUCCUGGGUUGAUAGCUCCUGGAUUCCAAUAUUAAACAAUGGGAGUGUAUUGGACUAUUUCUCGGAGCGAAGUAACCCGUUCUAUGACCGAACAUGUAACAAUGAAGUUGUCAAAAUGCAGCGGAUGACCUUGGAGCAUUUGAACCAGAUGGUUGGAGUGGAGUACAUCCUCCUUCAUGCUCAAGAGCCCAUUCUCUUCAUUAUCCGGAAGCAGCAAAGGCAAUCUCCAACACAAGCUAUUCCAUUGGCAGACUACUAUAUUAUUGCUGGAGUGAUUUAUCAGGCACCUGACUUAGGGUCUGUCAUUAACUCCAGAGUUCUCACUGCAGUGCAUGGAAUUCAGUCUGCUUUUGAAGAAGCUAUGUCCUACUGUCGCUAUCACCCAUCCAAGGGCUACUGGUGGCAUUUCAAAGAUCAAGAAGAACGAGAGAAAGCUAAACCAAAAGCUAAGAAGAAAGAAGAACCAAGUUCUAUUUUCCAAAGGCAACGGGUAGAUGCUUUGCUUUUAGACCUAAGACAAAAGUUUCCACCCAGAUUUGUUCAGCAAAAGCCUGGAGAAAAGCCUAUCCCAGUGGAUCAGAUCAAGAAGGAACCAGAACCAGCACCUGAAGCUGUCAAGCCAGAGGAAAAAGAGACUGUAAAGAAUGCUCAGCAGAGUGCUGGUGCUAAAGGACCACCUGAAAAACGGAUGAGACUCCAGUGAAGGAAGAAGUUGUUACAUGUCUGGAUUAGUCAAUACCUGGAAAACAGGGAAUUCUAGCUCCCCUUUCUUUAUAUUUAAGCUCUUCAACUGAGACUGGUGAUUCAGAGACUGAAGUCCCUGUAAUGGCUUUUUCUGUAGAAACCUGUCAUGCAAAUGCCAAUGUUGGGAUGAGCUGCCUCGAAGAAGGUGUUUUCAGUCUUCAUCUUAUUUUGAAUGUUGGUUUCUGAGAAUGGUUUUUACAUAGAUGUAUUUUGCAGCCUCCCGAAAUCUUUACAAACUCUUGCAUCCCUUGUGUCUUGGUUUCCUGUGUAAAAAGGCAAGCUUUUAUUUAAAAAAAAAAAACCAAAAAAUCAGAAUUCUUGGCAAAUAAAUCUCCUGGCUGCUGGAAUGCUUUUCUUAAAUGCUUACUUUGUUAGAAGCAAAUGUGCCAUAGCAGCUGGCAGCAUUUUUUUUCUCAGAUAUCAGAAUAUAUUUUAUGCUGUUUUGAGGAAGUUCAACUAAAGGAUUUAGGCUGCCUGCUAUAAAUUGCUGUUCCUUUAGUAUGCUUGGGAUACAGAUAAAGAUUUCAUAACUGGAGGCUGAAACCCACAUAAUUAGAUGUCAGACUGCUCUCAGUCUCUAAAUGUUCUUAGGCACUCAUUUUACUUAAUGGCUAAACUGGUCUUCUAUAAUAAAAGCUAGUGUUCUGUGAGAGAGAUUUAUGAUGACAUAAAACUCUAAAAUAUCUUGCUGUUGCACACUAUGUGAGGCUGUUUAUAUUUCCUUUUUUCACUGUAACUCAAAUAUAUCAAUUACAUCUCUUC